This is a messenger RNA of Haliotis rubra (blacklip abalone), 660 nucleotides long. Its product is annotated as ras-related protein Rap-2a-like. The transcript has a single exon. The record is from RefSeq and is a predicted model, not a curated record. NCBI's taxonomy places the organism in Eukaryota, Metazoa, Mollusca, Gastropoda, Lepetellida, Haliotidae. Gene Ontology annotation, molecular function: GTP binding; GTPase activity. Bases 1 to 660 code for a protein of 219 amino acids.
AUGGCUACUUGUAAGAAUGGUACAAUACAGUUCCGCCUUCUGUCCCUCCGUCAUGCUAGGAAGGAAGAGGAAUUGAAAAUUGUGGUCUUGGGAGGAGAAGGAGUAGGAAAGAGCACACUGAUAUCUCAGUUUCUUGAUGGUGAGUUUCUUGAAAAAUACAAAGGCACUUUUGAGACCAUAUACACACGACAAUUUAAAGACAGGGGCGUGCGAAUCAGUUUGGAAAUUGUGGAUAUCACAAGAGGUGACUCUGUGCCUUCUUUGAGGCAAAUGGCCAUUGAGGACGGAGAAGCUUUCAUAUUGAUGUAUUCCGUUGUGGACAAAGAUUCAUUUGAGGAACUGUACAAAUUCAGGGAUCUUAUUCUGGAGCUGAAAGGUGAGCAGAAACUUCCAAUAUUUAUUAUAGCCAAUAAGGUGGACAUGAAUGCCGAAAGGAAGACUCCCAUAUGGCAAGUCGCCGAUGCUGUGGCCACCAUUGACCUGGAACAUAUGUACAUGGAAGUAUCGGCGGUAGACAAGGAACAAGUUGACAGGCUAUUUCGUCAGCUGAUCAGACAGGCGUGCAUUGUUUACAAGGACAAAUUUAAGCAGCCAUCCCGAAGGAUGACCCUUCCAACAACUCUGUUGACCAGCAUCAAAAGAAAAGUGUCAGCUAAAUAA